AUGACAUCCUUUCUUACGACCGAGAGAUCAUCACUCAAAGGUUUGGGAGGUAAUUUAAUGUCCCUCUCAGCCUCUCCGAUUAUUGGAGGACCUCAACUGGAGAGAGAUCAAAAACAUUUCCCGUUUUCUAGAAGUACAGCCGAUAUGAAAGAAGUGGAGAGAACUCAUAAGGAUCUAGUGGUACCCUCAAACCGAACCGACGAUCCUUUCCGCGAAAUUCAAUCAACACCGGAUGUGUUGUCAUGGAAAACAAAAAUUAACGAGUUGGAAGUUCAAAUCGAUUAUUUAAAGGAUGUUGUUCAACGAUUGAGUGACGAGCUUGCAAGAUAUCAAGUCAAGUAUCCACCAAUUGCAGCAGAACAUUCUGAGUCUAUCAUUAUUGCACCAUGGUUUUUUGAUUCUCAACAUAUGAAUCCUCUAUUAGUUUCGUAUGAUCAUCGAAUCAUGGAAUUGUCAAAUGAAAUCAAACUUUACAAAGAAAAAAUAGAGUCACUGAACGCAGAGGUUAAAUCCGUGUCAACGGAAAACGAAGAACUUCAACAAAAUCUAAAGAAUUUAAUUGAAAAACAAAUUUCGAAAAACAAUGAACAAAAUUCUGUUAUUCCAUUCAAUAUUCCUUCCGAAGAAUGGGAUGAAUUGCAACAACGAGUCGAGCUCUUAGACCGAGAAAAUAAAUUAUUGCUCGAGGAGCAACGAGAGCUGCAAAACGAAAUCGACCGUUUAAGAAAUGAAAAUAGAAGAUCCUUUUCAGAAUCUAAUCCUUUUGUACCAGGAGACUCUGACCGAGUGAAAUUAAUGUUAGAAAGUGCGAAAAAGAAAAUUGCAUCUCUGCAAAAAGAAAAAGAAGAUUUAAAACGAGACACAAGACGAGUGAAACAACUUGAACACGAGAUGGCUGAUUUAGAACGAGCUCUCAGUGCCAGUAAUCAAAGAUGUAAAUUAUUAGACGAUGAACUAGAGAAGCAUAAAUGUAUUAUUGAUGAUCUCCAACAUGAACGAAAACGUCUCUAUCAAACGGAGAAAACGAUUAAUAUCAAGGACAUUGAAAUGAAUGAAAUUCGAGAACGAUACUCCAUCUCCCUUAGAGAAAUUGAUGACUUGAAAGAAGAAAAAAGUAAAGUGCUAUUAGAGCUUGGCCAAAUGGAACAACGAAUAGUCGCUCAUCAACAAAGUGAAUUUGAAGCUCUUCAAAAGGUAAAGGAGACAAUGGAAUUAUUAGAAACCACCAAGCUUGAGAGAGAUAGUGUGAAAACAGCCGCAAAAAAUAAGGAACAAGAAAUUGAGAGGUUAGAGGAGAAAAUGAAAAAACUUACACAAGACUACACAGAUCGUUACAAGAGAAUGUCCUCUCAUUUCCAAGAGAAACACAACGAAUCUCUACAAGCACUGGAGGAUCAAUUGAAACAAGUGCAGUUUGAAAAUGGUCAUUUGAAAUCAGACUUGGAUCGACUGAAGAGAGAAAAGAAAACGUGUGAGGAUGAACUUGCAAAGGUCAUAAAAGCAGCAGAAACCGAACAGCUUAAUUCUCCAUUUGUCAUUAAUGAUUUAAACCACCAAAUAACUCAACUUACGAAUGAAAGAGAUGAAUCAGAGAGGCAAUAUGAAAGAUUGAGAAAUUCACAAAAGAGAACUCAACAACAAUGGGAGCAAGAGAGAGAACAACUUAAUGCCAAGUACAAUGAAAUGCAGAAGCGAUUCAUUUCCAUGGAAUCGGAAGCAGAAGAGCAGCGGCAGAUCAAUUUACGGUUAAACGAGCAUAUUAGCCGUCUAGAACAACAAUGUCAAAACGUAAAAUUUGAAAAAGAAGAAAUCGAAAGAUCUCUCAGAGAUACAUUAAGGUCACACCAAGAACUGUCCUCCAAUGAUACUCGAGAUAUGAAGAAAAAGUUGCAGAUCGCUCUUGAUGAAUACAAUAAGUCUCAAAACACAAUCCAACAACUAACUCUUAAACAUCAAAAGGAACAUUUAUACUGGAAGGAAGAAUUUAGUAAAAUGAAAGAAAAGAAAGAAAAGGAAUUGUACGAUAUGACUUCCAUAGUGGAACAAUUAACACGACGAAAUCAAGAAAUGGAAGGUAAAAUCAAGUUACUGUUGAAAAAGGAAGAAGAAUUAUUGAAUCACAAAAAAGAUUUACACAUUAGAGCAGAUAAGCUUACCAUUUAUCUUGAAAGAAUGAAACGAGAACGAGACAUGUUGGCAAAGCAAAUUGGAGCUGCAGAGAUCAGUUUUGGAUACGAAUAA
This is a messenger RNA of Naegleria lovaniensis, 2241 nucleotides long. RefSeq lists its product as uncharacterized. The record is from RefSeq and is a predicted model, not a curated record. Bases 1 to 2241 code for a protein of 746 amino acids. The transcript has 4 exons. Gene Ontology annotation, biological process: cilium assembly; clustering of voltage-gated sodium channels. Lineage: Eukaryota; Heterolobosea; Eutetramitea; Acrasida; Naegleriidae. Gene Ontology annotation, cellular component: centriole.